AUAACUCGAUAGCAGCCAACCCUAUGCAAACCCCUAUUUCUAUUGUGCCUGAAUUCUAUUUACUUCCUUUUUAUGCCAUUCUCCGUGCUAUCCCUCAAAAGUUGUUAGGGGUUGUAGCAAUGCUAGGGGCUAUCCUCAUACUCUUAGCCUUACCAUUCCUUGAGACUUCCCGUAUACGUUCUUGCGCCUUUCGACCAUUUAUGCGUCUUGCCUUCUGGUCUUUUGUUACUAAUUUCUUUCUCCUUAUGUGGAUAGGAUCUCAGCAUCCAGAAAAAAUUUGCCGUUCCUUUGGAAGACGUUCCCCAAAAUCUGGGUCAAUGGCUUUCGGAUUUAUUGAUGCGGAGGGUUAUUUCGGUGUUAAACCACUUGCAGAUUUUAGAGUGGUUGAAAACAACUAUUUUGGCGCUGGCUAUGUCGAUUCUGUCCUUAAGACUCUCUUCCCUUGA
Molecule: messenger RNA, 446 nt
Organism: Funneliformis geosporum
Lineage: Eukaryota; Fungi; Glomeromycota; Glomeromycetes; Glomerales; Glomeraceae
Source: the annotation of a GenBank genome assembly